Aspergillus heteromorphus CBS 117.55 is the source of this 1056-nucleotide messenger RNA. RefSeq lists its product as uncharacterized. The record is from RefSeq and is a predicted model, not a curated record. The annotation marks the transcript as partial. The transcript has 2 exons. Lineage: Eukaryota; Fungi; Ascomycota; Eurotiomycetes; Eurotiales; Aspergillaceae.
CCGCGCAUCACCGCCACUGCCCAUGUGGCCUCGUACACCUGGCUGGCUCGGCCGGUGCCGUCCAUCGUGGUCCCCGGUGAACCGGCCCGGUGGACUCCCCUGCCAUCCCCCCAGCGAGUCCCCCCCGACCGGGGCGAAUACCUGCGAGACCCUAACGCCGCCCGAUCGCCCGCCCACCCGUGGGACGCCUCCUGCCACGCCGUCCACCGCCAGCAUCCCCACUUCGACCCGCACGGGGUGGAUGUCGCCGCCUGCUCCAGCGUCCUCGGACACCUGUCCCGGUUCGUGCGCGGCGUGGAGCGGGACUUUCGCUUCGUGAUGGACCGGGUCGGCCGCACCGUCUUCUUCAUCCGGCGCGAGAACAGCCCGACCGAGCUGAUCCCCGACGUCCGCGGCUACGGCCACAACUUCGUCGACGCCUACACCGCGUGGGGCCCGGGGCUGGCCGACUCGGCGUCGCACCAGCGACUGAUUCGAUACGACUUCGGGGGGCGACACUACCUGGUGCGCUUCGAGUCCGACGGCUUUAUCGCCGAGGAGCCGGCGGAGGACAGCCGGACAGUCGAAAGCGACACCAGCCUGGCCGAUGUAGCUGCCACGCUCAACAUCGGCCCAUCCGGACAGAUGCCGGCGACGACGGGCGACCUCCAUGUCGAAGACGGUGGUCGUCCCGUUGCCCACGGCGCGGUGAUGGACAUCAAGACACGUUCCAUGCUCGACUUCAAAACCCGCGAGAUCAAAAAGGAGAUCAACAUGACGGACCUCACCCCGCUCCUCUGGGUCUCCCAGAUCCCCACCCUCGCCGUCGCCUACCACCGCCAGGGGACGUUCGAGGACGUGCAGGUCCAAGACAUGCGGGACACACUCGCCCAGUGGGAGCGGGAUAACGAGACUUCCUUGAGAAAGCUGAUCUCGCUGAUCAAUGAACUGGUGAGUUACGUCCAGACCGCGACCACCAGCCUCGAGGUGUGCCGCCAGGGCAACGGGCCGCUGGAGGUGCGUCGCGUGGGAGGCGAUGGUCCUACAGCUCUGUCCCCGGCGUGUCAGGCCAUGUGG